GUCCAUUGUUGGAUUUCAGUUAUUGAUGAAGACUCUUUUCAUAAUGUACUAGCUUCUAUAAUCCAAAGGUUCUUCAGGGUAGUUAUGAGACCAUUGUGUAAUAUCACAAUCGGAAUGAAGCUACAAUUCUCAGUAGAGUUGUAGAUGCAAACUUUAAUGGAUUCGAACCAAAUAUCUUUUCACUAAUUCAAGGUUCUUGAUGAUACUUCAGCAAACAAAAGAAGAAUUUAAAUCGGCGACAUGUAUAACAAUUUUCACAAGUGUAUUCAAUAUUAUUGGUUUUUUUCUAGGAAUGAUGUUGGUUAUUUUACGGAAGAUGAGAGAAACGUAUCCCCUGAAUAUAAUAAUGUUAAUUUUAUACGGAUUGGCUAUAUCUGCAGCUCAAGGAUACUCUAUCAUCAAUGUGGAAAUUCUAGUAAAAGUCAUAGCAUGGGUUAUUGCUUUCGUGUUGCUUUCGAUUUUGGUCCCGGUUGGUAUGGUUAUAAAGACUGACUUAAGUCAAUAUACAAGUGUAUUUAUGAUUUACUGUGUUGCAGAACUUUCCACAAUCACAAUAGUAUUUAUCGGUCUUAUUAUAGCAGGUUACACACAGGUGGCUUUGGCUGUUUAUGUGGCCGGGGUAUUACCCAUAUUGAUUCCUGUGAGUUCAUAGUCAUUAUUUUGCAAAUUGAUUUAAAAUGAUAGAAGGUAUUAGUGAAUAGAGUAAGUUGUUCAUUUACUCACAUCAUAUUAACUAUAAAAGUGACAGCUAUGUAGUCUGAUUAAUAGUUAUAUCUCUUUGAAGAAAUCGUAUUUUUAGAGUUGUAUCUGAUGUCUGAUAUGUUUGUAAUGGACUAGUAUAAAUCACGUAUAUUGUUUGUACUCGUUUCUUGAUGAAUAGUUGAAGGUCUCUGAAAGUGUUCAAUAAAUGUUGCAGGAAUAUCCUAAGCAUUCCGAUAUAUAUUUAAACACAUUGUGAUUAUCGGGUAUUCAUUGGUUUUUAUUAUGAAACAUUCACUUCAGUGACAAGUUAGGUUACUGACCUUUCAGAAAACAUGUUCAUGUAUUUGUCGGUACUUUGAAUGAGUCAAAAGUUCUAAACCAAACUAUAUUUCUGUACUUUCGACAAAGAGUGAUUUGACUAGAUGUAAUGAAACUGUCAGAAAUAAUAAGUGUAUUUCGUUAGUAGUAGCAAUGUUCCCUAUAUCACGAUUUUAUAUGUUUGAGGUGCUGUGUUUUCUGAGCUGGAUUGUUUAGUUCUGAAACUUCUAUUGUUCUUCUAAGUGUUAUAACGGUUGGGUUUCCAACGUUUACACGUAUGGGAUGUUAAUUUACCUUAGAUGAAUAUCUACACUAGAUUCCCUUCCAGUGUCUAUUCUACAGGACUUCGACACAACUCAGAUCAAGAACACGUGAUUAGCCUGGCCACAACUUAAAUACAUAUUUCCACACCAAAAACCCAACACAAGCCAACAACAAUCAACAAUCAAUAAUAAUAAGUAUAAGGAUAGGGGAAUAUAUAUAACUCAUCUGACACUUGUCAGACUAUCUACAUGUCUGACUAAGCAGACAACCAAUCAUUAUCAUUCUCGCCCACAUCAACAGGGAACUUCAGGCUCACUCCCCUUAAAAAUGUUGGCCUUCAAAAUUUCUCCACAG
This is a messenger RNA of Schistosoma intercalatum, 1638 nucleotides long. NCBI's taxonomy places the organism in Eukaryota, Metazoa, Platyhelminthes, Trematoda, Strigeidida, Schistosomatidae. The record is from the annotation of a GenBank genome assembly.